AUGGCCGGAAGUCGAGUUCCCUGGGACUCUCCGGAUACCCUGUAUAGAGUAAUCACUUUGGAUCCCAACCUGGAGUUCCACGAGUACCCAGUAGCCACCACCACCACCACCACGCCCAUCCAAGUGAUAAUGUACGUGGCCACACAGGCCAAUGACUCGUAUGCGGGCGAUGUCUGGGAGGUGGCCAGCAUAGCCAGGCAGAUCUUUAGCUCUGCCGGUCCCAGUGGCCCCAAUCGCGAGUAUCUAUUUAAUUUGGCCACCGCCAUGGCUGAGCUAUUCCCCGGGGCAGUUGAUGAACAUCUCGAAGAGCUGGUGGUAAACGUAAGGCGUCACAUAGCCGAGGAUGAGCCCCAUCUUCUAAGGCAGGCUGUGCUGGAGGAGAUUGCAAGUAUUCUGCGGGAGAAGGAGCUGCAGGAGCAGGCUCAGGCCCAGAAGCUGGAGGAGCUGCUGAUGCGUUGCCAGCAGCCAGGUGGCCGCGAGUGGCUGCUCCAUGGUGCCCUGCAGCAGAGGAGGAGCGAGACGUGA
Molecule: messenger RNA, 525 nt
Organism: Drosophila kikkawai
Lineage: Eukaryota; Metazoa; Arthropoda; Insecta; Diptera; Drosophilidae
Biological process (GO): glutathione catabolic process
Cellular component (GO): cytoplasm
Molecular function (GO): gamma-glutamylcyclotransferase activity; glutathione specific gamma-glutamylcyclotransferase activity
Source: RefSeq, a predicted model, not a curated record